AUUUUGGAAAUCACUAAUUUAAAUUUUGUGGAUUUUGAAGCUGUUGUAAGACAGUGUCUGUCAUCUCUAAUGUCAGGUUUAAAGGUUUUGUCUUCAUCAGAAUAGCUCCAUUGUUCUCAAUAAUUGCCUAGCUAACAAGUAAACUUUUGAAUUAAUGACAUAACUUGGUAUUAAUGAAAUAUUAUGUUUUUUAAUGUUACAUGUUGAGUCUUGACAAAAGAUAUGAUUUGCAAGUAGGAUUUUGCUCUUAGAAACUGUUGGAAAACCCAGUGAGUCCUUGGCCUUUUUCUGGGUCACACCUGACAGCUGAAGCCUUCUGUGGGGGAGCCCCCAUGGCCACGUCCACCCAUGUGUUGGCUCUAAUGGCCUAAGUUGUCUCUGAAUGGGUCAUAAGCCAGGGCUAAAAGGUAAACAUCAGGAAAUAGGCAAGUCAUAAACACACACACACACACACACACACACACAUACACACACACAUUACUUCUUUACAUGCAUCCCAGUGUAUGAACAUACACACAUAUGAACUUCAUAGUGGACAUUGUCUGGCUGCUCAGAAGAAAGAUCCCAAUGACAAUGAUGAUGAUGAUGAUGAUUAUAGGACCAUAGUUAGCAUUCAUUGAGGGCUAAACACAUACUAGGCAAUCUUCUAAGUGCUUCACAUGUGGUGCUCAUCUAAUCCUCACAGACUCUAUAAAGUAGGCACUAUUAUUGUCUCAAUUUCACAGAGGAAAAAACUGAGGCAGAGAGGAUUAAGUAGUGUGCCUGUGUUCACAGAGCUACACCUAUAAGUAAGCAGGUGGGCUGGAGUCCAAACCCAGGAGCAUGGCCCAGACCUCGUAUUCCUCACUCCCAAGCUGUAGCUGUAUUGCCUCCCAGACACUCAGGUGAGCAUGUGAUUGAGGCUGGAAGUCCUCCGAUACUCUCUUAGACACAGUGAAAACCCUUUCACUAAGGGGUGUCUUCCUAAAGAGGUUUCUGGCUAGCAUUCUGAAGCAGUUCAAUAACAAAUUUACAUUAAACAUUUGUGUUUUUACUUCGAUGAUGAGUUAAGAAAGUGAAUGUAAAUAUAUUCUGGAUCAUUAGGAUAACUACCUUAUAACCAAACAACUAUAACCAUAAGAAGUUACAUGUAAUUUUAUAUUCAGAAAUAUUUAAAACUCAAUAAUAAUAACUGAAGCUCAAUACCAGGCUCCACAUAUUUUUUUCCCUUUAAAAGUGGUCUAUAUGUUACUUAAAUUUGAUUCACCCUAUUCUUGUUCUAGAAAUGAAGUGACCACCUCUUUCAGAAUAUACAGCAACUGCCUCCACAUAAAGCAGUGCCAGGUUUAGGAGAUUUACGGUAGAGCCAUGUUUCCUAGGAGGUCAGUACAAAAAGCCAGACUUCUACCGGCAGUUUCUGGGAGAGAUAAGCUUUCCAUCCAUGGUAGAGGUUAAUUUUUUCUCUAGGAAAUGUUUAUAAUAGAAAAGGCUCACUUGGGAUAUUUAUCAGCUUCUCCUGUCCCUCUGCUGUUUGGUAGAAUUGACCACAGAGAAGGAUAAAAUGAGCUGGUUACCUCAGGAUCAUGGCAAACCUGGAAUCAAGGCUCAAGAAUGCCCCCUAUUUUCGUUGUGAGAAGGGAAACGAUUCUGUCCCCGUGUGCCAGCGGUGUGACACAUGCGUCUUGGCUCGGAAGAUCUUCUUUACCAAAGAGUGGUUCCAAAGGAUCGGAGAGAUAUCUCAGAGGAGGUUUCUAGUUAGCAUCCUGGAACACUUAGAUAGUUUAUAUUUGUUACACUAUUUCCAAACUAUCCUUCAGACCACACAGGGGAAGGAUUUCAUCUAUAACAGGUCCAGGAUCAACCUCAGCAAGAAGGAGGGGAAAAUUGUGAAGUCCUCCUUGAACCAGAUGUUGGAUAAAACAGUAGAACAGAAGAUGAGAGAGGUAUUGUGCUGGUUUGGGACCACCACCCACAAGACUAAGGUGAAGUAUACACUCUUGCUGCUGCAGAUGUGUGACCCCAAGUUACUGCUCACGGCCGCUGCUGUCAUCAGGGUCCUGUUUCAGAGAAAGCACAACAAUAUUUCAGGGCUCAAUCAAGAUUCCAACCAUAUUUUCUUCCCUGAAAAAGACUACAGCCGCCAGUUUGAUACUUCACAUGUCUACUGGGCUGCCAGAAACAAGAACACAUCCUUCCCUUUGUUCAAAAUUUCGGGAAAAGAAAGUGCGUUUGAAAAGGUUGGGAGGGAAGCAUUGAAUACUGAGGGACAAUGGAAGUGUUCGCUCCAGUGUAUUUCUGAGAUGAAUAGGCUAUUUCCCCAAAAAGCAGACAUGCACAAGACAGGGUGCACCCCCUCCGAUCUGUUGGUUGACCUGGAUGCUGUCAGAGACCUAUCUUCUGGAGUCAGCAAAUACCGGGACUUUAUCCGUCACCUGCCCAUCCACCUCUCCAAGUAUAUUCUAAGUAUGCUUGAUAAAAGCAGCCUGCACAGAUGCACCUCUGUGAGCCAGCACUGGGCCUCACUGGCACAGCAAGUCAAGAUGGACCUAUCUAUGCACACGUUCAUCCAGAACCAGAUUAUCUUACUGCAGGGGUCCUACACAAGGGGAAUAGAUCCUAAUUACGCCAACAAGCUUUAUAUCCCAGUUCCUAAAAUGACAGAGGAUGGAAAGCGCAUGCGUGUGAAAAAUCAGAAAUGGAAAUUGAGAACAAAGAAUGACUACAACCUGUGGACAGCAUACCAGAACCAGGAAACGCAGCAGGUCCAGAUGGAGGAGAGAAAUGUCUUCUGUGGGACUUAUAACAUCCGUAUUCUUUCUGAUACGUGGGACAGAAACAGAAUCAUCCACUAUUCUGGGGGAUAUAUGGUAGCUGUGUCAUCCAAUCGGAAGAUCCAGCUCCUGGACAUCCUACAAGUGAAGGAGGUACCCGUUGCGUUCCGGGGCCACGCUGGCAGUGUCCGUGCCCUGUUCUUGUGUGAGCAGGAGAACUUCCUUCUGAGCGGCAGUUACGACCUGAGUAUCAGAUACUGGGAUCUGAAAAGUGGGGCUUGUGUACGAAUCUUCAAUGGCCACCAGGGGACAGUCACGUGCAUGGAUUUAUAUAAGAACAGGCUUGUAUCUGGAGCAAGAGAUUGCCAGGUGAAAGAGUGGGAUGUAGAGACAGGGAAGUGUCUGAAGACGUUUAAACACAAAGACCCCAUCUUGGCCACCAGAAUCAAUGACACCUACAUUGUGAGCAGCUGUGAGCGAGGGAUAGUCAAAGUGUGGCACAUCGCCAUGGCUCAGCUGGUAAAGACUCUCAGCGGCCACGAGGGAGCUGUGAAGUGCCUGUGCUUUGAUGAGUGGCACCUCCUCUCAGGAAGUGCCGACGGCCUGGUCAUGGCCUGGAGCAUGGUGGGCAAGUACGAGCGAUGCCUCAUGGCCUACAAGCACCCCAAGGAGGUGCUGCAUGUGGCCCUUCUCUUCCUCCGGGUCAUCAGUGCCUGUGCAGAUGGCAAGAUUCGCAUCUACAAUUUCUUAAACGGGAACUGUCUGAAAGUGAUGAAAGCCAACGGCAGAGGUGACCCUGUGCUGUCCUUCUUUAUUCAGGGCAACAGGAUGUUGGUCAACACGGAGAGCAAUAUUCUCAUGUUCCAGUUUGAGAAUAUAAAGUGGCAGUACUCCCAGGAACGGACCAAACAAAAGAAGAACAAGGACAGAGAGGAGGACAAGGAAGAAAACAGCCUCACAGAAGUCCUCUCCAAGGCUAGCACUCAGGUGUACAGCCUGAAGGGCUCCACAUCCAGUAAACAGGUGGUGGCCCAGGAGUCCCUGCUAAGUAAACCUCACAGGUCUCGCAUUCAGCUGAGGACAGUCAAGCUACCAACAGCAGUGUCCACAGAAGCACUUCACAGUCAAGGAAAGUCAACAUCACCUCGAAGAGACACCAAGAAGGGAGCGAGUCCUGUUUCUAAGGAAGCAAAUGGCUUGGAUGAUGAGCAGGAGAGUUUGGAAGCAAAAUCCCUCAAAGGAGAUAAGAUGAAUGACGAUGUAGAGAAAGUACCAAAACAAGAACAACUGGAAACUCCUGGAGACCUGACCAGUCACUUACACAAAAAGUCCUGGCAAAUCUCUAUGUUGCCAGAUGGGUUCCUCCUGACCAUUAAUGCCCUCCAGCAAGCCCAUAAUUCAGGGGAGUUUGCCUAUCCCCGUAGGCCUCAGACCCAAGUCAUUGAUACCUGGGUACCUUCAAUUUCGCACCCAAGGAAGGUCCUUAGUUUCAAGGGAAAAUCAGUCCAACAUGAAGUUCAUAGGUUGAGAGCCAGCCACCCUCCCAUAGAUGUGAAACAAACAAGUAUUCCCCUUGAAAUCCAGAAACUGCAGCCUAACCUGAAGAAGUCUUUGCACAGUCCCCGAGUCCAGUCUACCAUACCCCAGCCCAUGAUUAUCCACACCAGGCUUGCUGGCAGCUUAAGGGGUGAAGACCGAGCAACCAGUUCAACUGACAGGACAGUGCAUAGCGUUGGUCCCUUAACCAGCCUGCAGGUCAUUAAGCCAAACCGCAUGCUGCCUCCACCAGUAAGCACAACAGCCCACUCUGUCAAGAAAGAACGGCCUCAUUUCUACACGGCCCUCAAUCCUUUUAGAGUGAACACUGAAUUCAUGCUGUUGACCGUGAGGGAGGAGAAAAAGUAUGAGGAAGCGAAGAUGAAAGAAUAUCAGUCCAGAAAGCCCACUGAAGUGGUCAAUCCAGAAAAAGCCAGCAAAGCUGCUUGGAUCAGGAAGAUCAAAGGCCUGCCUAUAGAUAAUUACAUGAAGCAAGGGAAAACAGCAGCCCCUGAACUUGGUCCAAAUGUAUUUAUCUGAACCACCCAUGGGAAAUUACAAUGUCUUGCAAUAAAAAGGAAACUGACUGGA
Phyllostomus discolor (pale spear-nosed bat) is the source of this 4877-nucleotide messenger RNA. RefSeq names its product CMT1A duplicated region transcript 1 (gene FBXW10B). The record is from RefSeq and is a predicted model, not a curated record. Gene Ontology annotation, molecular function: protein binding. Lineage: Eukaryota; Metazoa; Chordata; Mammalia; Chiroptera; Phyllostomidae. The transcript has 14 exons. Bases 1563 to 4826 code for a protein of 1087 amino acids.